AUGGAUGCUCCGGCGCUUCUUCUCUUUUCAGCGGUUCUGACCGCUGUUUCUGGGGACCAUGCCCAAGUAUCUCAUGGACAAGAUCAACUCUGGCUGCAAGGAGAUUUCACAAUUGCGGGACUUUUUUCACUCCACUACACAGACGGACCCAGCGAUGGUCUUCCAGCAUUGGGUCCCUGCAGUGAUGGCAGAGAAAACAAACAUGGCUUCCACCUGCUGCAGUCUAUGAGGUUUGCAGUCGAAGAAAUCAACAACAGCAGUGGACCGCAGUCUCUCUUGCCAGGAGUCAAACUGGGCUACCAACUGUAUGACACCUGCACGAUGCCGGCGAGUGUCCUGGCAACACUGGAAAUACUGGAGGAGCAUAUCCAAGACGAUGACUUCAUCCAAAACCAGACAGCGGUGGCUGUGAUUGGGCCGGACAGCAGCAGCAAGUCGUUCACACCAGCGUCUUUACUCGGGGCGUAUCUCAUCCCACAAAUAUCCUACCAAGCUUCCAAUGAAAUGCUGAGCAACAAGUUCCUCUAUCCUGGCUUUUUCCGCACCAUCCCCAGUGACAAGAACCAGGUGAAAGCUAUGAUUCAGCUCCUGGUCCGGUUCAACUGGACCUGGAUUGCCCUGCUGGGCAGCGACAAUUCUUAUGGUCUGGCGGGUAUGCAGAGUUUAUAUGAGCAGGCAGAGGAGUAUGGCAUCUGCGUGGCCUUUCGGGGAAUCAUCCCAUCAUACAAGCCUGAGGCCGCGCCAGUCAUGAAGAACCUGGUGGAGGGCAUCCUGAGAGCCAAAGUCAACACCAUCGUGCUCUUCUCCAGCAAAUCCAAACUCAGCGGCUUCAUCCCGUUUGUGGUGGAGCGUAACGUGACAGGCAAAGUGUGGAUCGGGACAGAGGACUGGUCUGUGUCUACUAUGAUCUCAGGGAUUCCUGGGGUCCAGACUAUAGGCACUGUGCUUGGCGUGUCCAUUAAAUACGCGUCCUUGGACGGGUUCUACCAGUACGAGCAGAAACUAGCGAAAGCCUCAGUGGAAUACAGCAGCAAGGAUCCUCAAGAGAACUGUUGUCUUCAGAGCGUAGACCUGUGGAGCCUCAGCAGGAAGAACUUCUCACUGGAGGAGUAUGACGUCACCUCUGCAUCCAACGUGUACAAAGCUGUGUAUGCCGUAGCACAUGCCUUGCACAAGACACUGGACUGUGACUCUGGACAGUGUCAGAUGAGGCGAGUGCGUCCAUGGCAGCUUCUGUCCUCACUGAAGCAGGUCCGCUUCUCUCUGGACAACACCUCGGUGUACUUUGACUCGAAUGGCGACCCUCCCACAGGAUAUGACAUCAUCACGUGGAUAUGGAGCGGCAAGGACUGGACUUAUAGAUCAGUCGGAUCCUUCAGUCCAGAUCCCAUCAGACUCACAAUCGAUGAAGAUCGAAUUGAGUGGCACACGGCCUCCUCAAAAACAGUACCAGAGUCGCUCUGCUCUCCUCCAUGUCCAAAAGGCCACAGGAAGUUGUUGCUCGGUCAGCAUGCCUGCUGCUUCGACUGCCAGCCCUGUGCAGCUGCCACCUUCCUGAACACCAGUGAUCCCACCACAUGUCAGAGGUGUCCACGCCAGCAGUGGUCUCCUGAGAGCAGUGAGGAGUGUCUGGACAGAACUGUCCUCCUCCUGGCCUGGGAUGCUCCUCUCUCCAUCGCUCUGCUCUUCUUCCUGACCUGCUGUGUUCUCUUGACCACCAGCUCCACUAUAAUCCUCUUCCUCAACCUCAACACCCCCGUGGCAAAGUCAGCCGGCGGCCGAACUUGUCUCCUGAUGCUGGCGGCCCUAACCACCGCCGCCAUGAGCUCUCUGACCCACUUCGGGCAGCCCUCCCCGCUGGCUUGCAUCCUGAAGCAGCCUCUCUUCAUCUUCAGCUUCACGGUGUGUCUGGCCUGCAUCACUGUCCGCGCUCUUCAGGUCCUCUGCAUUUUUAAAUUUGCCACCAAGCUUCCACCAGCUUAUGAUAAGUGGACGAAGAACCAUGGCCCAGAGUUGACCAUUCUCAUUGUGUCUGUCAUCAUCUUGGUCAUAUCUGUGCUUCGUGUUGCCAUCGAUCCUCCAGAACCAUCCCAGGAUCUUCACUUCUACCAUGACAGUAUCGUCCUGGAGUGCAGCAACACACUCUCCCCUGGUUCAGGCCUGGAGCUUGGUUAUGUGUCACUGCUCAGUGUGCUUUGUUUCACCUUCAGCUACAUGGGCAAGGACCUUCCUGCCAACUACAACGAAGCCAAGUGUGUGACCUUCAGUCUGAUGGUCUACAUGAUUUCCUGGAUCAGCUUUUUCACCCUCUACUUCAUCAGCAGAGGAACAUUCACCAUGGCAGCUUACGUGUUUGCCAUUCUCUUCAGUGUCUUGGCUGUGCUCGGUGGCUACUUCUUACCAAAAAUGUAUAUAAUUGUCCUGAGACCUGACCUGAACACCACAGCCCACUUUCAGAACUGCAUUCAAAUGUACACUAUGACUAAGCAAUGA
Messenger RNA from Synchiropus splendidus (mandarinfish), 2493 nucleotides. RefSeq names its product taste receptor type 1 member 1. Gene Ontology annotation, biological process: G protein-coupled receptor signaling pathway. Lineage: Eukaryota; Metazoa; Chordata; Actinopteri; Syngnathiformes; Callionymidae. Gene Ontology annotation, molecular function: G protein-coupled receptor activity. Bases 1 to 2493 code for a protein of 830 amino acids. Gene Ontology annotation, cellular component: membrane. The transcript is spliced from 6 exons. The record is from RefSeq and is a predicted model, not a curated record.